Molecule: messenger RNA, 291 nt
Organism: Terrapene triunguis (Three-toed box turtle)
Lineage: Eukaryota; Metazoa; Chordata; Testudines; Emydidae
Product: beta-crystallin A2
Exons: 2
Biological process (GO): visual perception; lens development in camera-type eye
Molecular function (GO): structural constituent of eye lens
Source: RefSeq, a predicted model, not a curated record
AACCACAGCGACAGCAAAGUCACCCUCUACGAGGCGGAGAACUUCCAGGGGCGGAAGUUUGAGCUGAGCGACGACUUCCCCUCGCUGCAGGCCAUGGGCUGGGGCAACAAAGAGGUGGCUUCUAUCAAGGUGAACUCGGGAGCGUGGGUCGCGUACCAGUACCCGGGGUACCGGGGCUACCAGUACGUGCUGGAGCGGGACCGGCAGAACGGCGAGUUCCCGAAGUACACAGAGUUCAGCUCACAGGCCCACACCAACCAGGUCCAGUCCAUCCGCCGCGUCCAGCACUGA